Messenger RNA from Mercurialis annua (annual mercury), 713 nucleotides. RefSeq lists its product as uncharacterized. Gene Ontology annotation, molecular function: electron transfer activity. The record is from RefSeq and is a predicted model, not a curated record. The transcript has 2 exons. Bases 60 to 569 code for a protein of 169 amino acids. NCBI's taxonomy places the organism in Eukaryota, Viridiplantae, Streptophyta, Magnoliopsida, Malpighiales, Euphorbiaceae.
UCAUAUUACCAAAAAUUUCUCAAAAUUUUCCUAUCAAAUCAUAACUAUUUUUUUAAAAAAUGGGUCCAAAAUCUUCCGAAAUUUGUAUACUAUUUCUGCUUUGCAGUUCAAUGUUACAAGUUACUGUAGCCAAUAGGAACUGGCAGUAUGGAUGGAGUACUCCAAAACAUGGCUACCGUAGCCCUAAGUAUACAAAUACACCCAAGAAAAUUGUUGUCGGAGGCUCUGCUAAUUGGACCUUCGGCUUCGACUACUCCGUCUGGGCAUUCAGAAACGGACCACUCUACGUAAAUGAUACGCUCGUGUUCAAGUAUGAUCAACCAAAAAACAAUAGCACACAUCCUCAUAGUGUAUAUUUGCUACCAAACAUAUGGAGUUUGAUGACUUGCAAUCUAACUGACGCCGUGAUGAUUGCCGAUGGGUCACAAGGAGGAGGAGGCGGAUUCGAGUUCGUACUGGAAAAGUGGCAGCCUUACUAUUUUGCCUGUGGCGGAGGUGACGGCAUUCAUUGUAAUCUUGGCAAGAUGAAGUUUUAUGUGCUGCCAAUGCUUCGUCGUUGGAAUUACUGACGCAAAAAUAAAGAUGUGCGCAUUACCAGGGAAGAUGCAAUGCUGCUUAAUUGACGAAGUUACAGGGAAUUUUAUCAAUGUUUUGUAUGUGCUUUUUUUUUGGCUAAAAAUAAUAUUGUUGAAUUCAUUAUGUCUUUGUAUGUA